AUUUGAGCUUAGUGAGUGCUGCAACAAACAAUUGUUCUCUGAUUUGAAAUCACUUCUCUUCUCUUUCUAAAUCAUGGAUGCUGCUGCUGUUGGUGGAGCUUUUCUCUCUGCUUUCCUUCAAGUUCUUCUCGACAGGCUUGCUUCUCCUCAGCUUGUUAACUUCAUCUAUGGAAACAAGGUUGACGCCAAUUUGAUCCAAAGGUUGAAGAACACUCUUUAUGCUGUUGAAGCUGUUCUGAAUGAUGCUGAGCUGAAACAGAUCAAAGACUCUGCUGUUAACAACUGGCUUGAUGAUCUCAAAGAUGCUCUCUAUAUUGCUGAUGACAUUCUCGAUCACAUUUCCACCAAAGCUGCUACUACUCAUAAGAACAAAGAGGUGAGUACUACUGCUUCUAGCUACUUGUCUCGCUUUUUCAACUUUGAAGAAAGGGAUAUGGUUCGUAAGUUGGAAGAUAUAGUUGCUAGGCUUGAAUCCAUUCUCAAACACAAAGAUAUUAUUGGUCUUCAACAUAUUGCAACUCACCACCAUUCUUCUUGGAGAACUCCAUCAACCUCUCUAGAUCAUGGAUCUAACAUAUUUGGUAGAAAUCAAGACAUAGAGGACAUACUCAACUUACUGUUACAUGAUGGUGAUGAUGUUGAUAGUGAUAAAAUUUCUGUGAUCCCCAUAGUUGGCAUGGGGGGUGUGGGAAAAACCACUUUAGCCCAAUCUGUGUACAACCAUCAAAGUAUAAAGCAGAAAUUCGAUGUUCAAGCAUGGGUUUGUGUUUCUGAUGCUUUUGAUGUUUUGAAGGUUACAAAGGCCACUGCAGAGGAGGUUAAAAGUGCUUCUAACACAAAUAAUUUGAAUAUUCUUCAGCAAGAUUUGAAGGAUAAGUUGACCGGAAAAAAGUUCUUAAUUGUUCUGGAUGAUGUCUGGACCGAAGAUUAUGACAAUUGGAAUUCUCUUAUAAAGCCUCUUCGGUGCGGUGCUAAAGGAAGUAAAAUUCUUGUAACAACCCGUAAUGAAAAGGUUGUUUCUAUGGUCCAAACUUUUCAAGGUCACUACUCUCUUAAGCAAUUGUCUGAUGAGGAUUGUUGGUAUGUGUUUGCAAAACAUGCUUGCCUUUCUCAAGAAAAAUCCACUGAGAAUAUGGAUCUCGAAAAAAUUGGGAAAGAGAUUGUUAGAAAAUGUAAGGGAUUGCCUAUAGCAGCACAAUCACUUGGAGGUUUGUUGCGAAGGAAACGUGACAUCAGGGAUUGGAAUAAUAUACUCAAUAGUAAUAUUUGGGAAAUUGAUGAAAAUGCGAGUAAGAUCAUUUCAGCACUAAGAAUUAGUUAUCAUUAUCUCCCUUCCUAUUUGAAACGCUGCUUUGUUUAUUGCUCCUUGUAUCCUAAGGAUUAUAAAUUUGAUAAAGACGAUUUGAUCUUGUUGUGGAUGGCAGAAGAUCUUUUACAGCCUCCAGAAAAUGGAAAGACUUUGGAAGAAGUUGGUUAUGAGUAUUUUAAUGACUUAGCUUCAAGAUCUUUUUUUCAACGUUUUGGAAGUGGAAACCGCUCACAGCAUUUUGUGAUGCAUGAUCUGGUGCAUGAUUUAGCAACAUUGAUUGGGGCAAAAUUCUACCUUAGAACAGAAGAACUUGGCAAAGAAACGAAGAUUGAUAACAAGACUCGUCAUUUAUCAUUUAACAAUUUAAGUGAACCAGUGGCGGAUAACUUUGAGAUUUUUGACCGAGCAAAACAUCUUAGGACCGUUUUGACAAUCAGUUUUAGAGGUACUUCAUUCAACCAUGAAAAGGAACUAUGCAUCAUUUUGUUGAAUUUGAAGUGCUUGAGAGUUUUGUCAUUUAAAUUUUUUUGGGAUCUUAAUGCAUUGCCUGACUCGAUAGGUGAGCUGAUUAAUUUGCGUUAUGUGGAUCUCUCUUUCAAAGCUAUGAAGACACUACCGGAGUCAUUGUGUAAUCUGUAUAAUCUACAAACCUUGAAGUUGUACAAUUGUUAUCAACUAAUCAAACUUCCCAAUGGCAUGCAAAAGCUUGUGAAUUUGCGCUAUCUUGAUAUCCGCUAUACUCCAAUGUUAGAAGAUAUGCCUAGUGAAAUGGGCAAAUUAAACCAUUUGCAACAUUUGAGUUGCUUUGUUGUGGGCAAGCAUAAAGAGAAUGGGAUAAAGGAACUGGGACCACUGUCAAAUCUUCACGGAUCACUUUCCAUUAGUAAAUUAGAGAAUGUUAGCAACAACAUUGAAGCAUCACAAGCGAAUAUAAUGGAUAAGAAGUACCUUGAAGAAUUAUCUUUUGAAUGGUCUGAUAAUGCAAAAGACCAAUUUACAAAUUCACAAAGUGAGAUGGAUAUACUAGACAAGUUACAUCCUGCCAAGAACCUAAAAAAGGUGUCUAUAUGGGGAUAUAGAGGCACGAGAUUUCCAGAAUGGAUUGGAGAUCCUUCCUACCAAAAUUUGACUAAGUUGUCUCUAUCUGAUUGUCAUAAUUGUUGUAUUCUUCCACCACUUGGACAAUUACGCUCUCUCAAGGACUUGAGCAUCAAGAUAAUGAGUAUGUUGCAGACUAUUGGAUCUGAAUACGGUGAUUCCUUUUCUGGGAUUCUCUUUCCCACCCUUGAACGUCUUGAAUUUGAUGACAUGCCAUGUUGGGAAGUGUGGCAUCAUCCCCAUGACUCAAAUGCUUAUUUUCCUGUACUCAAGUCUCUUGUGAUUCGUGGUUGUCCCUUAUUGAGGGGAGAUUUGCCAUCUCAUCUUCCUGCUUUGGAAACAAUUCAGAUUGAACAAUGCGACAAAUUUGCUUUUUCUCUCCCACGGGCUCUUGCCAUCCGCAAAUUAGUGAUACGUGAAAACAAUAAAGUAGUGUUGCGAGAGCUACCUCUUUCAUUGGAAGAGAUCGAAAUUCAUGGAAGAGAGGCAACGGAGUCCUUCUUUGAAGUCAUUGCCAUCACCCUACCGAUUUCCCUGAAAAUUGUAAGCAUCGAGAAUUGUUCGUCUGCGAUAUCGUUUCCUGGAGAUUGGUUACCCGCAUCCUUAAAGAGUUUGUCCAUCACAGAUUGUAGAAAUCUAGAUUUCCCAAAGCAAAAGCAGCAGCACGAGUCACUUCAAUGGUUGGAUAUAGAUAGUAGUUGUGGUUCUCUGACAACCCUCCCAUUGGAGACCUUUCCCAACCUCAGUGGUCUCCACAUCUGCCAGUGUGAAAAUCUAGAAUGUGUUUCUGCUCCAAAGACUCUUCAAAAUCUUAACGAAUUUGCCAUUUCUAACUGCCCCAAAUUUGCUUCAUUUCCAAGAGAAGGAUUGUCUCCACCCAAAUUGACAUCAUUGUUAGUCGAAAAAUGUGUUAAUUUAAAGUCAUUGCCUUGUCACGCAAAUACUCUUCUCCCGAAUUUAGAAUCGGUGAGUAUACGAGAUUGCCCAGAAAUGGAGACGUUUUGUGAAGGUGGUAUGCCGCCUAGCUUGAGAAGACUUGAGAUAUAUAAAUGCGAGAAGUUAGUGAGGUGCCCAUCUCUAAGUUUGAUGGACAUGCUCACCGAUCUUACAAUUGAUAAUGUAUGUGAUGGUGUGGAGUCCUUCCCCAAUAAGGAUUGUGCGUUGCUGCCUCCCUCCCUUACCUCUCUAUCGCUAAGCAAUAUGCCAAGUUUGCACACGUUGGACUGCACGGAGCUUCUCCACCUCACGUCCCUCCAAGAAUUAACAAUUGAAGAUUGUUACAUGCUGGAGAAUAUGGCGGGAGAAAGGCUGCCUGCUACUCUAACAAUACUUCAAAUCUUUAAAUGUCCACUGCUGGAAGAACGGUGCCGCAUGAAACAUCCGCAAAUUUGGCCCAAAAUUUCCCACAUCCAAGGCAUUUUGGUUGACCACAAAUGGAUUUAGUAAGCUUCAACUGGGAUUUUCAAUCGGUGUGCUUAAACAAAAAAGACCAUGUCAUAAAAUUUAUUGAAGAGAAUUUCAAAAUCAAUUCUUUGGAGAGAUCAAUCUUAGUUUGUGGAGAUUGUAACUGGAGAGACAGCACCUCAGCCCUGUUAUUUGCGUGCUUCAUGUUCUGUUUCCAGAAGUUAUUCAAGAAUCUGUGUGAUAAACAAGUUUUCUUUAUGAUAUAUGUGGAAGUGGAAGUAUAUAAUAGUAUAUUAAGUUUUCUUAAGGUGUUGUGAACUUUACUAAAUAUUAUUGUUAUGAUUUGUUUAUUUUAGGAUUUGUAAUAGAAAAUACAGAUAAGGAGAUGUUAUUUUUUGUUUAUUA
Molecule: messenger RNA, 4216 nt
Organism: Cicer arietinum (chickpea)
Lineage: Eukaryota; Viridiplantae; Streptophyta; Magnoliopsida; Fabales; Fabaceae
Product: putative disease resistance RPP13-like protein 1
Molecular function (GO): ADP binding
Source: RefSeq, a predicted model, not a curated record